Molecule: messenger RNA, 1850 nt
Organism: Glycine soja
Lineage: Eukaryota; Viridiplantae; Streptophyta; Magnoliopsida; Fabales; Fabaceae
Exons: 5
Coding region: 247-1524 (425 amino acids)
Source: RefSeq, a predicted model, not a curated record
GGCGAAAGGUUUGGGCAUUGGAUUGGACCGUCAUCAAGAAAACAAAAGAACCCACGAAUGACACGUGUCACAUAAAUGAAUUCACGACCCAAUUCCACCGAAAAAAUCCUAGUCCCAACCCCACAGGAACGGACCCUCCUCCAAUCAUCAAACCCCUCUAAAUAGAAAAACUAGACCCUCACUCACUCACACAAACAACGUUGUUUUACUUGUUAGAGAGAGAGAGAUUGGUUGUGGUCUGCUACUAUGGCUAGUAACAGAGAGAGAGAAGAAGCGCUGACAUUUACAAUCCCUUCGUCCUCUUCCCAUUCUUCCCCCAUCACCGUCUCCGACCAACUAGACAGUUACCUCGCUGACCCCAGAAGCGCCUCCGGAAGCUUCCAGAACGACGGCCUUCUCUCCGCCGGAGAAGCCGCCGCCGCCGCCGAUCCCGACUUCGGUUUCUCCCGCCCCGAUUUCCGCCAGAGCCCCCUUGCUGGCACCGUGGAGUUCUACCAACGCCACGUCUUCCUUUGCUACAAGAACCCUCGCGUCUGGCCACCGCGCAUAGAAGCCGCCGAGUUCGACCGCUUGCCAAGGUUGCUCCAUGCCGCCGUUGUUGCAAGGAAGAGUCACAUGAAAAAGGAGACUCGGUUAACGAUAUGUGAGGGUCAUGAUGGGACUGAGACAUCUAAUGGGGAUGUGUUGAUCUUUCCUGACAUGGUUAGAUACAGGAGAUUAACGCAUUUUGAUGUUGAAACGUUUGUUGAGGAGGUUCUUGUGAAGGAUGGGGAAUGGCUUCCCGGAACGCCUGAGGCGUUGAGAGGUUCGUAUGUUUUUGUGUGUUCGCAUGGAUCCCGUGAUCGCAGAUGUGGGGUUUGUGGACCUGUUUUGGUCAGUAGAUUCAGGGAGGAGAUAGAGUUGCAUUGUCUUCAAGGGAAAGUGUUUGUAAGCCCAUGUUCACACAUUGGAGCAAGUCAGUAUGCAGGAAAUGUCAUUGUAUUUGGACCUAUCAUGAAUGGAGAAGUCACUGGCCACUGGUAUGGCUAUGUUACCCCGGAUGAUGUACCUUCAUUGCUUCAACAUCAUAUCAUAAAAGGGGAGAUUUUAGAUCCAUUAUGGAGGGGUCAGAUGGGUUUAUCAGUAGAUGAACAGAAGAAAAAGCAAGAACAGCGGCUUCUGCUGAAUGACUUAAGAAACUUAGAAGACAACACUCAAGAUUUUGUUAGCUGCUGCCAAUCAAGUGGAGUUGGCUGCUGCCAAUCUAACGGAGGAGACUCUUUUUUCCGUCAGAAUCAUGUGUUAUUGGAAAGGAGAAUGGACCCCGAUGUUAUUGAGUCAGAGGCAAAGCUCUCAGCAGAUAGUAAGAGCAGUGAGACUGUGAUUUCUCGGAUCAAUAGUGGUAAAGGAGCUUCACGCAAGUUUCUAUCCAUGACAACUUGGCUGGAUGGCUGGGAGCAAGAAGAUACUUAUGCAGCUCUUGCUGUUGUCUGUGCUGCUGUGUCAGUUGCCAUUGCCUAUAACUGCUACAAACAACUGAGAUAAGAGGAAUAAACUUUGGCAGUGUUAUUAAGUGGUUUAGUUAACUUAAGCUUUACUAUAUCGGGAUAUUAGCUUCCUAUCUGAUAUUAGUGCAGUUCUUCUUUAGACCAGUCCUUACUGAACAUGCAGGGAAACGAGUAGGGAUGUGUGUGCUUUAGUGCUUGCAGAGUAUUAUUGGCUGAGGCACUUAUAAUUUGCCAGUUAGCGUAUUCUGUACAUAUAAGAAACCUUAGCCACAGAAUAUUCAAAUUAAACAUUUUAACACUUUGUUUAGGUAGGAUUUGAUGUAACCUUUUACAAUUAAAUGUAAAGCUUUUGUGUUCCUUGAA